AUGUGCUCCCGCCAGGACAAGGACCAGUGCCACCAGCAGGAACGGUCCUGCUGCCACAGCCACGGAUCUGGUUGCCAUGGGAGCAGUGGUGGAUCUGGUUGUCAUGGUAGCAGUGGCGGGUCUGGUUGCCAUGGGAGCAGUGGUGGAUCCGGUUGUCAUGGUAGCAGUGGCGGGUCUAGUUGCCGUGGAAGCAGUGGCGGGUCUGGUUGUCAAAGGAGCAGCGGAUCUGGUUGCCAUGGAAGCGGUGGAUCUGGUUGCCAUGGCAGCAGCGGUUCUGGUUGCCGUGGAAGCAGUGGCGGAUCUGGUUGCCAUGGCAGCGGCGGAUCUGGUUGCCGUGGAAGCAGUGGCGGAUCUGGUUGCCAUGGCAGCGGCGGAUCUGGUUGCCAUGGCAGCAGCGGGGGAUCCUGCCAUGGAAAGCCGCUGGAGUGCCAGCAGCAAAUCUACCAAGUGUCCUCAAACAUGAAGUGA
Agelaius phoeniceus (red-winged blackbird) is the source of this 468-nucleotide messenger RNA. NCBI's taxonomy places the organism in Eukaryota, Metazoa, Chordata, Aves, Passeriformes, Icteridae. The record is from RefSeq and is a predicted model, not a curated record.